GUUUGAAUGAGUGAACGAGAAGCAGAUGUGAGUUGUCCUAUUUCUGCGGAGACACCGACAGUCGGACUGAUGCGAUUCUAUGCGUGGACCUGUGGAGUCACAACCUGUUGGUUUCAUCUCCUGUGGCGGAUCCACAUCCUGAUGAGGAUGAUGAUGGUGGUGAUGAAGAUGAUGAUGGUGUGAAUUUCCAUAUUUGGUCAAGGGAUUCCCAGGGUUGUGGUCCCAUCAGGACACCGUUCCACGUCCCCAGCUGCGGGUCCAUUCCUCGUUGUCUGCUUGUUGUUGUUGAGGUUCGGUUUCCCUUUGGAUCUGAGAAAUCUUCUUUGUCUCUCUGGUGCUCUUCUCCUUUAUGAUUCUGACUUAUCAGAAUAGGCUCUGGACUUUACUUUUAUGUCCCAAAGAUGGACCAGCAAACAUAAGCCCCCCCCAGUUAUUAAAAAGAGGCACAACUGCCUCUCUUUGUGUUAAGUUAUUUCCUGUACAUUCAGCCUUUAACAGAAAUUGCAAAAAAUAAUAAAUAUGACCCUCCUAUCAUCGGCUUACGUUUGGAAUUAAAAAGUGAUCGUGGGCCACUGCUCUAGAUAGUCUUUGUGUUAUUGUACCUGUCUUUCAAAGGAAAUAAGCCAACACAAAGCAUUGCUGCUUUAUACACACUUGGAUUAUUUAAUCUAUUUCAUCGCAUCACUUUUUCUAAACUUCUCAUUUGUUUUAUAAUUAGAAUGUUGUUCUGAAAAGUCCUAAACACAGCUGAAAAAGGGCAAAAAAAAUGCAAUAGAGUGGAAGUAUCAGAAAGCGGAAAUACUUGAGUACAAAUACGUCUACAAUGUUCAGUGACUGAGUAUAAGUACUACUAUGUAGUUACUCCACCCCCCCAAUAAGAAAAAUAGUUCAAGUUGGUUCCUCACUGUCUGGAGUGAGAUAUGAAGGUCCUUGAUCGUAGACCCUACAAUGUGCUGUUGGUGGCUCUUUUAUCUAUAACCUGACCUUGGGUACUGGAGAGAGAGGGGAGUAUCUGUGGAAUUAGACAUCCACUAUUCUCUUGUACAGAUAUAAUGUAAUAUACACUAUAUACAUAACAUAUAGUUAAAAGGGUUUUUAGUAGUUUUUCCUUACUCUCGCUGAGGGUUAAGGACAGAGGAUGUCACAUCCUGUUAAAGUCCUACGAGAUGAAUUGUAAUUUGUGAAUAUGGGCUAUACAAAUAAAGUUUGAUUGAUUGAUUAUGACGUUAGUAUGUUUAUAUUUACAUUUACUGAGGCAGAGGACACAUCAUGCAUUUUUACAUCUUGCAAAUUUAACAUUUAAUUAACGCAGUAUUCAUUUACUGUCAGUGCAGUUCAACGGUUUGUGUGCAGUCCUUCUCAUUGUAUAUAUUCUUACACUGUACGUAUUCCAGUUUUUUUAUUCCAUUUAUAUUUCUUUACCUGUUAAUUUCAUAUUAAUUAUCAUUACUUUACCGGUGUCAUUGUUUGUUUGCCGUUUGCUGCUGUCACGUUGCAAAUUUCCUACUAAUUGUAGUUCGUUACUCAUUAUAUUGCACUGUCUGUCGAUACUGCAAGAAAUAGCACACUGUUUAUUGACAACAUGGCCUGGAUGUUAAUAAUUUGAAUACUUUUUGUGUGUGAUGUGCAGAGAUCCUGCAAAUAGCUGUUGCCAUUAACAUUAGCUCUGAAAAAAACAAGAAGAGGUAGAAUCUGUGAUAUUUCCUUGGAGUUCUGAAAUAUAAGGUAGUUUUGCAAAGCCCCCCCAAUGUAGUUUGCUCUUGAUAAGCUGGAUUUUGUCAUGUUGCUAAGCCACAAUGACAAAAUGUUAUUUAGAUGCCAUCUAGGUUUGGUUCCAACCAAAUUAUUUGGAUAAGGUUAAGGUCAGUGUCAUUGCUGACAAGCAUCAUGGCCAUGCACUGGCGAAGAAAGAAAAGAAGUUGCACUUUCUAAUAGAAAUGAUACAAAUUAUUCUUAUCGAAAUAAAAGAAAAGCCAGUGUUCAUUUUGCAGUGAAGAAAAAGGCCUAUCUCACGAACACUGGAAACACCAGAAGGACAAUUUUCAUGGAUAAAGUCUGUUGUACAACAAGCAGCUUUCCUUACCAGGCUCGUUUAGCAGGUUUUGAGUGAACUGAUAUCUAAGAUGAUGAAACCUUUGAAUGUAUCAGACCAAGUAAAAUGAAUCCAUUGUGAACUUGACUUGAAGAACCGUCAGGGAGAGGAUUGGAACAGGAUUUUUGAAGGGCUACAAGAAAGAGACAACACAAUGGCAUCUUAGUAUGCUGGUGAGUUUGCCAAUUCCCCUCAGGAAUUUGGUGAGAGCUACUACGAACUAUAAAGGCAACCAAAGAAACUUAACAUCAUUCGGCCUAACGUGAAACCACCUGUGCCUGACAACCUACAAUGUGAAAUCAUUGAGCUGUAAACCAAGGAGGAGCUCAAAGCCCAGCACAACGACCUCGUCGUAAAACUGUAAGUAUGACCUAAGGACCUUCCCACUUUGAGGAGACAGUCUGAUGUUUGUAUCCCUGCUUAAGACAACCUGCUGCAGUUAGCUUUAAUACAGAGGGUUGCAAAGCCUCCAAGAGUCUGAAGAGUAGAGUUCUGCUCAAGACCCAAACCUGGAGGACCAGCUUCAUCAUCAUCAUUACCAUCUGACAUCAAACACAGUGCCAAAGAGUUGGCGUGUCAGUCGUCACAUUAAAGAAGAUCCAUUGAAAUCUGCAAACGUGAAAAAAAGAGUCGCCCGAAAUGGUCCUUUCCUCGCCACACUCCAUGAGGCUGAAGUAUGCGUCUCUGGGGGUCCUGGUGUUGCAGACCACGUCGCUGGUGCUCACCAUGCGCCGCUCCCGCACCCUGAAGGAAGAUGGCCCGCGCUACCUGGCCUCCUCCGCUGUGGUGUUGGCCGAGGUGCUCAAGGUCCUCACCUGCACCCUGUUGGUCUUCAAGGAUUGCAGUUUCAAUGUGCAGUCUAUGAACCAGCUGCUGAAGGAGGAGAUUGUGAACAAGCCCAUGGAGACCAUGAAGUUGGCCAUUCCUGCAGGAAUCUACACGCUGCAGAACAAUCUGCUCUAUGUGGCCUUAUCCAACCUGGACGGAGCUACCUAUCAGGUGACGUACCAGUUGAAGAUCCUCACCACGGCACUAUUCUCUGUCUCCAUGCUGGGGAAGAGUUUGCGCCUCCACCAGUGGCUCUCGCUGCUCCUACUCACGGCUGGCAUUGCUCUAGUGCAGUUGCCCACAGAGUCUGGGGGUGACCCGGAGCAGACGAUCCCGACGGCAGGAUCCCAGUUUGUGGGACUGAUGGCCGUGCUGAUGGCCUGUGUGUCCAGUGGCUUUGCUGGAGUUUACUUUGAAAAAAUCCUCAAGGAGACGAAACAGAGCGUGUGGCUCCGUAACAUACAGCUGGGUUUGUUCAGCUUUUUGUUUGGCUCUGUAGGAAUGAUGAUGUACGACGGCCAAAGUGUGAUGCAGUCAGGAAUAUUUCAGGGCUACAACUCUAUAACCUGGACCGUAGUCAUCUUACAGGCUCUGGGCGGGCUGAUCGUAGCUGUGGUCAUUAAAUAUGCAGACAACAUCCUUAAAGGAUUCGCCACGUCUCUGUCCAUCAUCCUGUCCGCUCUCAUUUCAUAUUUCGUGUUGGCGGACUUCAAUCCCACUGGACUAUUUUUCAUGGGGACCAUGCUGGUUAUGGCCGCCACCAUUCUUUACAGCUACCAGUGCAAACCUUCCAGUGUUAGCAUGAUCAAGAUAGAGACCGGUGCCACCUGAAAGGAAAUCAGUACCAAGCAUAGAAAGGAGUGGAACUCUAUGACAUGUGACACACAAGAGUAUUCCAGAUGAAGGGUGCGGUAAAAACAUUGGAAGUGAUCAAACCUGUUACUUCCCAAAAACUACAACUGGAGACUGUUGCGACUAGAUGGGUCCCAUCAAACCUCUUAUUCAUGAUGACGAAUACAUUCCCUUUGUAGAUGUAUUUCUCUGAUGUCAGUUAUUCAUGCAGUGUGAAGGGACCAGCAGGAACAAACUGAGGAAACCUUGGCCACAUGAAUGUUUGGAAAUGUUUGAGGGGACAUAUUUCAGUUUGUACAAUGUGAGUAAAAUGAUCAUGUAUUUACAAAAGGGAAAGGCUGUUGAUGAUGCAGUAAUGAAAAGGGACAAAUCCUUGACAGAGCUUCCAUCUAGUGGUGGAGUGAAGAUCAGACUUGCUGCAAAGAGGAGGGGUUACCUCUGUUCAAAGAUGCUGAAUGUCUGUUUUUAGAUGAGAUGAGAUGGGAUAUGACUGCUUUGACCUUGCUGCUCACAGUCUGUGUAUUUAUAUCAAACGCACUCAAUAUUUAAAUGCAAAAUAAAAGUGUUUAUGCAAGAACAACUGCAUAAAUUAUAAGGUCUCUUUUAUGCUGAAACAACGAGCUCUGCCUUUCUUCUUACAUCAAAGUGAAAUUAAUGGAUGGAUUGAAAUUGUUUGUUUGAGUGUGUGUGUGCAUAAGGGAGGGUGCACACGCUCACCUGCAUACACACACAGAGCAAGUCACACCCAUGAAUAUUUUGAACAGUUUUUUUUCCAGUUGCAGUGCUCUCAGAAAAACCAAAGCAGUCUCUAUAGCAACAGAUGGCUGGAUGAGCAGCGGUGCAGCGAUAAAUGUGGACCCACUGAAUUAAGAUCACCUAUUU
This is a messenger RNA of Platichthys flesus (European flounder), 4654 nucleotides long. It is a transcript of the gene slc35a3b, whose product is annotated as solute carrier family 35 member A3b. The record is from RefSeq and is a predicted model, not a curated record. Bases 2732 to 3751 code for a protein of 339 amino acids. NCBI's taxonomy places the organism in Eukaryota, Metazoa, Chordata, Actinopteri, Pleuronectiformes, Pleuronectidae. Gene Ontology annotation, molecular function: UDP-galactose transmembrane transporter activity. Gene Ontology annotation, biological process: pyrimidine nucleotide-sugar transmembrane transport. The transcript is spliced from 8 exons. Gene Ontology annotation, cellular component: Golgi membrane.